ACGGAUUUUCCUUCGUGCAAAGAGCCUUGGCAUCUCCCAAAGUAAAAGGAAAAGAGUUAAGGAGUCAGCCUACUACACUGAGAAACCCGGGAUCGAAUCCAGGCGAGCAAAACCGGGAAUUUUUCAGGAAAUUGUCUGUCCCAGAUAUGAUGGAUGCAUCACUUUCACCCGGCUACCCAAAAAGAAAGAAAAAACCACACACAAACACACUGUCGAGUCCGCUUAAGCUAAUUGCUCACUUAUCCGGUUCUGCAAGUGGACUGGACUGUAUAUGGCGCGGCUUCAAUAAACGAGUACUCGAUAUAUAAUUCGCUAUCAUUACAAAACUUUUCGAAAUUUCAAACUAAUAAUAAUAAAAAAAUAUGUAUAAAACCGUUGAAGUUGGCAACGUGACGUAAUCCGUUAUGUAGUCUGCUGUAAAGAAGGUUAAUUUUAAACUGGAGAAGGGAUGAUUCGUUUGUCCGUGAGAGAUGUCUCGUCUAAUGAUGGCAAUUCCAAUUUCGAUGUAACUGCUCAUAAUGGAAAAUAUUUAGCAGUUAAAUUAAAGACUAAUAAAGACAUAGGAAUUUGGUUUUUGAAAGAUCAGCCUGUUAUACUUACUGGACAUCAUUUACCAAUUCAGGCAUUAUCAUUUUGUCAUCCACAUCAGGGUGAUUUCUUAUGUUCCUGUUCUGAUGAUAAUGUUAUUUUAUGGGAUUUAUCUCAAUAUAUUGGAAAUGAGAAAAUUUAUAGAGGAAAGGUUUUAUAUUCUUGCUUGAAUGGAAUAUCAUCUUGUUGCUUCAGUUAUUAUGAAUUGAAAAUAGCUCUAUGCAGCAAAAGGAAAAUUUAUAUUUUAGAUUUAAAAACUAAACAAUUUUCUUUUAUUCUGGAUGACAUAUCAACCCCCAUUGAAUGCUGCUUCUCAUUUUUUAAUACAUUAUUGUCUAUAUCAGAAGAUGCAAUAUGUAGAGUUUGGAAAUUGCAAAAUGAAGCAACUGUAAGCUAUAAGUCUGUGAUUGGAGCUUCUCCAACAGUUUUAACUAUAGAUUAUAAAUGUCAACAUAUAGCUAUAGGAACUGUUGCAGGAAAUAUAGAAAUUUAUCAAGCAGAUAAUGAAAAUAAUCUUCAACAUAUUUCUUCAUUAAAAAUUUGGAAACUUAUGUAUGAUGUAAAUAAAAGAAAAGGUUUGUUAAUUACAAGAUAUUGA
Molecule: messenger RNA, 1186 nt
Organism: Centruroides sculpturatus (bark scorpion)
Lineage: Eukaryota; Metazoa; Arthropoda; Arachnida; Scorpiones; Buthidae
Product: WD repeat-containing protein 27-like
Exons: 9
Coding region: 449-1186 (245 amino acids)
Molecular function (GO): protein binding
Source: RefSeq, a predicted model, not a curated record